This is a messenger RNA of Metopolophium dirhodum (rose-grain aphid), 3243 nucleotides long. RefSeq lists its product as uncharacterized. Bases 383 to 1651 code for a protein of 422 amino acids. The transcript is spliced from 2 exons. Gene Ontology annotation, cellular component: chromosome, centromeric region; nucleus. Lineage: Eukaryota; Metazoa; Arthropoda; Insecta; Hemiptera; Aphididae. The record is from RefSeq and is a predicted model, not a curated record. Gene Ontology annotation, biological process: meiotic chromosome segregation.
ACACAUUUACGGCAUUUAUAUUUACAAAAGUAGGUAGGAAGGAAGAUUUUUAUUUUUUAUACGUUGCGAAGAAUUCGAUAUUUUUUUGUCGAUUCAUCGGCUGACUGGUUGUCAUCAUUUCAAUACGGUCUGUUACACCAUAGAAAUUACAGUAAUAAUUGUACUCGUCGGUGUGUACAGACCACUUCGAGUCUACGACAGCCCGUCGGACGACCAUUUUCUAUAAUCUUUUCAAGUGUUAUUAAAUAAUAAUAAUUGCGAUUUUAAUAACUUCAACAUUCAGCAGUCUUACAGUCGUCGUCUCAGUCGUCGUUUGUCAUCUAAGCACUCGUUGUUAACGUCCUAGUAGUCCCAAAGCAAAUUUAAUAAGGAUAUUUUCAAGAUGGCACCCAAAUCGUUAUUGGUUCAAAAUCGAAACAAGCCUUCUAAGAAUAACAUCUUUAUUAAGAAACUUAAUCAUGCUUUGGUAAUCAAUAAUAAUUUACGUAAGCGUAUUGAUGAGUUAUCGGACCAAAAUAAACAAUUAUCAACCACUAGGAAUAACUUAUCAUUGGAGAAAUUGUCAUUGCAAACUGAAAUUAACUCUAUUAGAAAUUCUAAUGUUCAACUGACGGCAAUGCAUAAUAUAAUGAAUAAAAAAAUUAGUGCAUUAGAACAAACUAUUCAAAGCUGUAUACCUGCAUUGGUAACUAUGUCGCAAUGUAUCCCAUCUAUGUUAGACAGUGUACACGAAAUGAGUAAGUUUGAGAUCAAAGACUUUAACAAGGAAAAGAAAGAAAAACAGACAAAAACUGUUAGACCUAUGAUUAACGGUCACACCAUCAUUCAACCAGCUAUUAGAAUAAGGAGAUGUGAUAUUAUGAUGUCGCCCAUCAUUGAAAGUCCUAUUACUGAACAACCCCGGCAUAGUACUGAACAACCGCGACAUAGUAUUGAACAGCCGCGACAUAGUACUGAACAACCGCGGCAUAGUACUGAACAACCCCGGCGUAGUACUGAGCAACCGCGACAUAGUACUGAACAACCGCGGCAUAGUACUGAACAACCGCGGCAUAGUACUGAACAACCACGGCGCAGUACUGAACAACCGCGGCGCAGUACUGAACAAACUCCAAAAAGACCAAGAAAACUAAGUUAUAGAAGCUCACCACAAUGCAAACUUAAUAUGGAACCAUAUGUAAGAUUAAAAGAUGUUGCAGCCAUGUUAAAAAACUCCAAAGCUGUGCCUAAUGAAGAAGGACCUCAACGUCGACUAAACGAAAAUUUAGGUGAAGGUCCUAGUUGGUUGCAUACUCCAGAAAAUCAAACACAAAAUUCUAACAACACUACUAAUGCAAUACAGAAUGUUCAAAGUUCUUCUAGAUCAACGACAGUCAAUGAAGUUCAGGCUGAUGUUUCAACAAUUGCUUCUACUUCAAGUGGUAUUACAGAUAAUACAUUUGAUGGAACUGAAGAACGCCGCAGUAAUUUAUCUUCUAUUGAUUCAAGUAUGAUGAGAAACGUAACAUGUCGAAAACGUACAAAACGAUCAAGUGAAUCAAGCAGUGCAUCAGAUAUUGAUGAUUCAACUUCUUCAUCAAGACCUAGUAGAUCUGCAACAAAAAAUAUCAACUAUAAAGAAAAGGGCCUGGGCGGUAAACUCAGAAGAUAAUUAUUUUAAGUAUCAUAAAACUUAUAAAGAAAUGUUUAUGAUAUUUAAUUAUGUGUAUUAUAUGUAAUUUUUUGUUAUAACAACAGAAUUUUCAAACUAAUUAUGAUAUGGUAUAUGUUUAAAUGUUAGCUUUAUAAUACAUAUAUUUUAUUUUACUAAAAUAAGUUAAUAUAAUAUAAAUCAGUUUUACAAAUAUUAAAUUAAUUCUGGUAGUUCAGAACAUAAUUAUGUGUUUAAAGUAUCAUAAAACCGAUUAAGCAAUUGUGUGUAUUAAACUUUUAACCCACUAUUAUGUGUAAUUUUUCAUAUUAAGUAAAAUUAGUAAACAAUGGUUUUUUUUUUUUUGGAUUUAUUAUGAUUUACCUAUAUUUUAUUAGUAAAUAUAAUAUAAAUCAGGAUUAGAAAUAUUAAGUGAAUUCUAACAGUUUGCAAUUAAAAAUAUCAACUAUAGGGAAAAAGGCUUUGAUGGUAAAUUCAGAAAAUAAUAAUGUAUUCAAGGUAUCAUAAGACCUAUUAAGAAAUUGUAAAUGGAAUUUAAUUGUAUGUAUUACACUAUUAUAUUAUUUAACUUUUCAUAAUUUGUAAACAAAAGUUUUAUUUUUACUUAUGAUUUAUUGUCUGUUUUGAAUAUAAACUAUAUACCAUUAAGUAUAUUUUAUUUUAUUAAAAUAAGUUAAUAUAAUUCAAAACAGUUUUACAAAUAUUUAGUGAAUUCUAAUAGUUCUACUUUGUUGGAAUUUCAGUUUGUAGAUAAUAAAGUAAAGCAUUUAAGUUAAUAUAUUAUGCAUUUAUGCAACAAGGGUUAGAAUUAAGUAAAGUGUAACAUUCAACAAAACUGUUGAUCAUGCUUUUGAGUACUAUUUAUUUCAGAUAAAUUACUUAAUCAAAUAAAUAUUAAGUUUUUAAUAAUUGUUAUAAUUAAUAUAAAAUUACAAACACAUUACUAUGAUUAUUAAAUAUUCGUUAAAUAGAGUUAAAAUAGUUUAGCUAGUACCUAUACGACAUAUGUAUCACAAUAUUAUGUUUAAUUUUUUUGUAGUUCUUAUUGUAUUUUUUUUACUCUUCCGUGUCAACAUUUUUAUUUUACUUAUUUUUUUGAAAAUGUAUGGGUGGGCCUGCUGGUUCAAUACAGAUAUAAAACCUAAUUUAUUUAACAUAAUGUGGUUUGGUUCUAAGAGGGCCUAUCUCACUUUUUGACCAAUUUGAGUUUAGGGCAUUAAAAUAGAGUUACUAUAUUAUAAGUGAUAACUGAGAUACAAUGCCUAAUGUUAAAAACUAUAUCAACAAGUUAUAGAACUAAAAUGGCCAAUCUGAUAAUUAAAAUGUAUUAUUCCUGAAAGUUGUAAAAAAAGAGAUUGGCACUUUUAGACCCAAGCCAUAAAUGCUAUCAAGUCCAGCUUUGAAUUAAAAAAGUAUUUGAGACAAAUAUUAUGUUAAAAUUAUAAACUUACAUUUCUUAAUUGUAAAUAAUAGUAAAGCUUUGUUUGAGGGUAUAGAUAAUUACCCAAAUUAAAAUUAUUUAGAAAAUAGUUUAAAAUAUUUGUGAAUAUUGUAGUACCUACUAUAUGGAAUUAUAGAAUUGCUAGAUUUUA